AUGGCUGCCAUCAACUAUCCACCAUACGACUCACUGCCCUUGAGAGGAGGCAAGCGAUCGGCCUGGGCUAUAUGGAAUAGAGACGGAGUACCGGACCAUCUUGGUGCCCUCAAUCAUUUAGACUCGGAGGCUCGUUGUGCCGCCGCUCGAGAAGUCGUCCAUGGUGAAUCAUUCCAGCUUGACUGGGCGUACGAUGAGAUCGGCAAACCGGCCUUUGGCCGUCAAGGUCUCACACACAAUGUCAUCGACUACCACAAGGUCACGGGUGAAAUGGCUCACGACGAUGUCAUCACCUUCAACACACAGUGCGGAUCUCAGUGGGAUGGCUUUAUGCACUACGCCGACCAGAAUUUGGCCUCGUAUUACAAUGGUGUGAAGCAUGGCCAGAACACGAUACAAGAUCCCGCGUCGCACAGUAUACAUUAUUGGUGCAAGAAAGGUAUCGUUGGCCGCGGGGUGCUACUUGACUGGCCUCGUUGGCUGGAAAGCACCGGAAAGGAACCGUUCUCUCCAAUUUCUUCAAGAGGCCUUUCGGUGCAGGAUAUGAAGUUAAUUGCGGAGCAUCAGGGUGUUCAAUUCUCCCACGGCGACAUCCUGAUCAUUCGAACUGGAUUCUUAAAGUGGUACCGUGAAGCGCCAGAACAGGCCAGAUCAGAUGCCUUCGACGCCCUCCGAUUUGCCGGAGUUCAACAAGGGACCGAAACGCAGAGGUGGCUGUGGGACAGCAGGUUCGCCGCUGUGGCCGGUGAUGCCGUGAGUUGGGAAUGUUAUCCACCUCCUAGCGACGGGUCAAUGCUUCACCAAUGGCUUCUGCCCCAUGUUGGCAUACCGAUAGGGGAGCUAUGGGAUCUGGAGAGCUUGGGUGAAGCCUGUCAUCGGCUGAAAAAGUGGACCUUCAUGCUGUGCUCCGCUCCACUGAACAUACCUGGAGGCAUUGCCAGCCCCCCCAAUGUGGUGGCGAUAUUGUGA
This is a messenger RNA of Fonsecaea pedrosoi CBS 271.37, 969 nucleotides long. RefSeq lists its product as uncharacterized. Lineage: Eukaryota; Fungi; Ascomycota; Eurotiomycetes; Chaetothyriales; Herpotrichiellaceae. The transcript is spliced from 5 exons. Gene Ontology annotation, molecular function: arylformamidase activity. The record is from RefSeq and is a predicted model, not a curated record. Bases 1 to 969 code for a protein of 322 amino acids.